Messenger RNA from Pocillopora verrucosa, 1068 nucleotides. RefSeq names its product trypsin-2. Gene Ontology annotation, biological process: proteolysis. Gene Ontology annotation, molecular function: serine-type endopeptidase activity. NCBI's taxonomy places the organism in Eukaryota, Metazoa, Cnidaria, Anthozoa, Scleractinia, Pocilloporidae. The record is from RefSeq and is a predicted model, not a curated record.
CUCAGUAUCAUGAAGUUCUUCGUUGUUCUCGUGAUUUUGUCGGCUGAAAUAAAUGGUUUGUGUUACGACCACUGGCCAAACUGCAAAGACUACAUGAACAGACCAGGCAAUCUGUGUGAAACAAAUAGCUUCGUAAAAUACAAAUGUAAGAAGAGUUGCGGUUCGUGCGGAGGUCCCAGGCCUCCUGUGACACAAAGGCCACCUGAGCCUCCAAAGCCAUCAAGACCACCCGCACCUCCCCCUUCCCCAGGUUCAUGCGGCAUGAAACCAGAGUCACGAAUUGUUGGUGGUACCCAGGCCCGUGCGGGCGACUGGCCAUGGCAAGCAAUGCUCAAAUAUCGUCCAUCAUAUAACAAAGGAGCAAGUUUUUGUGGAGGAACCUUGAUAGCUCCACAAUGGGUUCUUACCGCCGCACACUGUGUAAAAAGGAAGAGAGCUGUGGAUCUCAGGAUCAGAUUGGGAGCUCAUAACAAAAAGGGAAAUGAUGCAACAGCUCAAGACAUUGAGAUUGAAAGGAUUAUAAUGCAUCGCUUGUACAAGAAACCAUUCGGUAUGAGUCAUGAUAUCGCGUUAGUGAAGCUUAGCAGACCGGCGGAGAUCAACAGGGCUGUGAGACUCGCUUGUCUACCAGACGCAUCAGUUGAUCUACCAAUUGAUGACGGUAGCAAGACAUGCUGGAUCACAGGCUGGGGUUCCCUGUCUUCUGGAGGACCUAGUGCCAGUCAACUCAUGCAAGCUGAAGUACCACUAGUUUCCAAAGAGCGCUGUGUCAAAAGUUAUCCAAGGCAGAUCCACGACUCCAUGCUGUGCGCAGGUCAUGAUGAAGGUGGGAUAGACACGUGCCAAGGUGACAGUGGAGGUCCACUGGUAUGCAAAUAUGGCGGUAAAUGGCACUUGGAGGGUGCCACAAGCUGGGGGCACAAAUGUGCACAGCCAGGGUACUUUGGUGUGUACGCCAAUAUAAGAUACCUAUUAGAUUGGGUCUAUGACACAAUGGCUUCGUAUUGAUUAAAUCUUUACUUUGAUGACAUUGAAACAAGGUUUUAAGUAAAGCAAUAGAUAAAUAAA